AUGCUCGAUCUACGAGGCCUGACCCCCGCUCCCGUGACACCGUUCACGCUCGACGGCCAGGUCGACUAUGAGGCGAUCCACCGUCUCGGAUCGUGGCUCGGCAGCAUCGACGGGGUCAAGGGUCUCGUGGUCCUCGGGCACGCGGGAGAAGGCACGUUCCUCACGCAGGACGAGCAAGUCAGCGUGAUCAAGGAGUUCGUGCGCAGCGUCGACAACAAGAUUCCCAUCAUCGCCGGCAUCACGGGGGAGGGCACCGAGGUCGCGGCGUACGAGGCGAAACGGGCCAGGGAGGCUGGCGCGUCGGCCGGUCUCUUGUACCCGUCGCACGGCUGGCUGCGGUUCGGGUACCAGCCCGGGGCGCCGCAGGACCGUUACAGGGUGGUGUACGAAGUCAGCAAGCUCCCGCUCAUCCUGUUCCAGUACCCGGACGUCACCAAGGCGACGUACAACCUGCAGACGAUGCUCGACAUCAGCGCGCUGCCGGGCGUCUUCGCCAUGAAGAACGGCGUACGCAACAUGCGGCGCUGGGACACCGAGAUCCCCGUGAUCCGCAAGCAGAGGCCGGACCUGCAGAUCCUGACUUGCCACGACGAGUACCUUUUGCACACGGCGUUCGACGUCGACGGGUUCCUCGUCGGGUACGGCAACAUCGCGCCCGAGGCCCUGAUCGAGCUCAUCGACGCCGGCAAGGCCAAGGACUACGUGCGCGCUCGCGCCGUCCACGACAAACUCCUGCCCGUCACCAAGGCCGUGUACCAUCGGGGAUCACACAUGGAGGGCACCGUGGCACUGAAGCACGCUCUUGUGGCCCGAGGUAUCCUGAGCCAUGCCACUGUGCGGUCACCGCUGUUGCCGCUGGAGAAGGGCGCCGAGGAAGAGAUCCACGCUGCCGUCGGUGCCGCACAGUUGUCCCGUGUCGUUUUGGCCAAGAGCAACGGAGUGCAGAAUGGCUACACGAAUGGCGGUUCUCAUUGA
Messenger RNA from Exophiala spinifera, 975 nucleotides. RefSeq lists its product as uncharacterized. The transcript has a single exon. NCBI's taxonomy places the organism in Eukaryota, Fungi, Ascomycota, Eurotiomycetes, Chaetothyriales, Herpotrichiellaceae. The record is from RefSeq and is a predicted model, not a curated record. Bases 1 to 975 code for a protein of 324 amino acids. Gene Ontology annotation, molecular function: 4-hydroxy-tetrahydrodipicolinate synthase activity.